Dothidotthia symphoricarpi CBS 119687 is the source of this 1824-nucleotide messenger RNA. Its product is annotated as WD40 repeat-like protein. Bases 17 to 1717 code for a protein of 566 amino acids. Gene Ontology annotation, molecular function: protein binding. Gene Ontology annotation, cellular component: nucleus; site of double-strand break. Gene Ontology annotation, biological process: regulation of DNA double-strand break processing. NCBI's taxonomy places the organism in Eukaryota, Fungi, Ascomycota, Dothideomycetes, Pleosporales, Dothidotthiaceae. The record is from RefSeq and is a predicted model, not a curated record. The transcript has a single exon.
CUACACACGCGCGAAGAUGGAUUUCUCCACAGAAGACGACGAGGCUAUGCGCCAGUACAUGCCUGCUCAAUUCGGAAAAACAGACGCCGGCGUAAACGUUGAAGCGCAAGUCGAACGAUGUCGUAGAGCGGUUGUCGAUGAGAGCAAGGGUAGUAGGGACGCAAGAUCAGACAAGGACUCGGACGACGACAGCGAUGACGACGAUGAGGAUGACGACGAGUUUCCCGUUUCUCACGAAUUGAUUGUCAAGACGCACGACCGCGCCAUUACGACCAUAGCUCUCGACAACUCGGGCACGCGGUUGGUGACUGGCAGCAACGACUGUACGCUCAAAUUGCAUGAUCUGAGUGCGCUUACGCCAAGUACGAUACGCGCUUUCAAGACGGUAGAUCCAUUUACGACCAAGCCUUCGCAGACAGCCGAGUCGCAUUCCAUACACCAGGUUCUAUUCGGCCCACAUUCGGGCGGUCAGUUCUUGUGUAUCACGGCGACGUCGCAAGCAAGGCUUUUCAACAGGGAUGGAGAGCUUGUUUCGGAAUUUGUCAAGGGCGACAUGUAUCUGCGAGAUAAGCACAACACGAAGGGUCACACAUCCGAGAUUACGAGUGGCGCAUGGCAUCCUACGAACCGCGAUCGGUUUGUCACUGCGGGAACAGACAGCACGGUGCGAAUAUGGGAUGUGAACAAAAGGAUGAAGCAGGAAGAGGUUAUUGUACACAAGUCAAGAGCUGCUGGCAGCGCAGGAAUGACAAGAAUGACGGCUAUUGCUUGGGGUGCUGCUGGUGAUGGGGGGAGCAGUAUGCUUGUUUCUGCAGCGCUGGAUGGUAGUCUGGUUAUGUGGGGUGGUGAGGGACCGUUCCAUCGACCUGCGGCAGAGAUUCGAGAUGCCCAUGUGAAGGAUACCUGGACGAGUGGACUGGACAUCAGUGCGGAUGGAAGACUGGUGAUCACAAGAGGCGGAGACGACACGAUCAAACUGUGGGAUACAAGAAAGUUCAAGACGCCCCUCAACACGACAUCACACCCGUCCACAUCAUCACAAUAUCCCACAUCGAACAUCAAGUUCGCACCAAACUCGUCAAGCAUCAUCACAGGGUCUGAGACGGGCCAUCUCCACAUUCUCAACCCAGCAACUCUCCGCCCAGAGCUGGUAACACCAGUAACGCUAGGCUCCCCUCUGAUAUCAGUAAACUGGCAUCCCAAGAUCAACCAGAUCUUCACGGGUUCUGCAAAUGGCCAAACAACCAUCCUUUUCAAUCCCAAGCUCUCUACAGCUGGUGCCCUUACCAUCCUCAGCAAGGCGCCCAAAAAGCGACAUCUCGACGACGACCCCAACUUGACAGUCGACAUGGAUCCGCUAGGCAUGGCGGGCGAGAAUCCUAACGGUAGUUCCGGACUCCAGCCAGGUUCUUUUGCGGCUCGACACCCUACCAUUGGACUCACAGCGUCAGGCAGAUCUAGAGAUCCGAGGAGACCGCAUAUCCCAGCCGUCACGCCGUUUGCAAAGAGCACACCCGAUCAGAAGUAUGUCAUGGAGCAGAUUGAAGGGUCGGACAUGCGGGAUGAGGAUCCAAGGGAGGCGUUGCUGAAGUAUGCGCCGAAGGCGGGAGAGAAGAACGUGUUUACCGGGGCGUGGGACAAGACGCAGCCGAACGCUGUGUAUAAGGAUUAUGACAGUGAUGAGGAUGAGAGAGAUAGUAAGAGGUCGAAGCGGUAGUGGCGUCUGUACUUUUGUAACCAUAUACCCAUUAUAUAUCACACAAUCUGAGAGAUUCAGUACAUAUUCGAAUCGGCGCAGGUAUGGAAUAUGAGUGGAACGUCUUG